This is a messenger RNA of Clupea harengus (Atlantic herring), 7613 nucleotides long. RefSeq names its product sidekick cell adhesion molecule 2b (gene sdk2b). Lineage: Eukaryota; Metazoa; Chordata; Actinopteri; Clupeiformes; Clupeidae. Gene Ontology annotation, molecular function: protein binding. The record is from RefSeq and is a predicted model, not a curated record.
UUGUGGACUCCGACUCCUCGCACUCACCGACUGUUCGGGGGACCCAGCUCUCACAGCAUACUGACGAGCCGGCUUCUACGUAUGGCUUCUGUGAGGCGUACACUGAUGACAGCUUGAUCAUUUCAAGUUGCUCUCCCACCAUCGCUUCCCCUCUCUUUCCUCUGCCGCUGCGAGGCUGACAGUUACUCGGUUGAUCGGAAAAUAAAACUAAUUUGUGGACCAGCGCGCUUGGAUAGCCUUGGAGUUGGUGGAUUUAUCGAUGCCGACAAUAUUCGGUGUUCUAUUUCCAGGCGGAGUCGUUGGAAGCUGGAAGCUUUCGUCACCACUUCGAGAAUCUUUUUCUUUGGGAUCAGCAUCUACGGACCGCUGAAAGAUAACUAUCUGAAUAUCUAAGGGGAAAUAAAACUUUAACCUUCGUAGUUUGUGGACACACUUAUUUCAAAUACUGCUCUUUAUGACUUUGCGUUUUGAAAACCCCGAGAUCGCAUAAGAUCUUAUUUUCUCUGAAUGGGUAUAUAGUGUGCACAUGUCUAUGUAGAUACAGGCUACCGUUUUUCGUUCUGAAUGGAAACCGUUACUCUGUCUAUCCAAGGAUUACUCCAAGGAGCGACAGAUGCGUCCGUGGAACCAUUUUUCUCCUGAAAAGUAAUUAGGAAGGAGUAUCGCAGCCUGAAAAUAGGGUCUUGGAAAUAACUGGGAUCAGUUUGUCACAUAUUGAACUUUACAGAGGGCGACAGUAACCAACUGUGCGCUUAUGAAUUGUUGGUCUGCGCGUUCAGCCACACUGCUUUUGAAAGGAGACAUUCCCUGUGGACCUAUAUGUGACGUUAUCGUCUUUAUUUGAUUAAGUCGCUGAAAAACGCCACUUGAUUUUGGCGCAGCGGUGCAAUACUCGCCAGCUCGUGGCUGCUUACGGAGACCGUCCGGAAGGCGUGCACGCACACCAGAGCGGACACAGUCCAGGGCAGGCACGCACCACUCCAGGUGGACUUGAUCGGAGCAACAUGUACCCGGCGUGCUGGACAAACGAGUUUAACGUUGGGCGUCUUUGGGCAGUGGUCGGGAACUCGGCGAGACUGAAGUGGCGACCCAGUUGGAUAUUACUGCUUCUCCUGUUUAUUCACUACACGACGGCUCAAGAUGAUGUUCCUCCCUACUUUAAGACGGAACCGGUGCGGAGCCAGCUCCAUCUGGAGCGGAACCGUCUGGUUCUCACUUGCAUGGCGGAGGGCAGCUGGCCUCUGGAGUUCAAGUGGAUCCACAACACCACGGAGAUAACGCGGUUCUCCCUGGAGUACAGGUACCUGAUACCAUCGCUGGACCGCUCUCACGCUGGGUUCUACCGCUGCAUCGUGAGGAACAGAGUGGGAGCGCUACUGCAGAGGAGGACGGAGGUCCAGGUGGCAUUCAUGGGGAGUUUUGAAGAGGGCGAGCUCCAGGCGGUGUCCCAGGGCGAGGGUGCCGUGGUCCACGCGCCCCGCAUCCGGAGCUUUCCGCAGCCGCAGGUCACGUGGUUCCGAGACGGACGCAAGAUCCCGCCCAGCAGUCGCAUUGCGAUCACACUGGACAACACGCUGGUCAUCCUCUCCACCGUGGCCCCGGAUGCAGGGCGCUACUAUGUGCAGGCCGUCAAUGACAAGAACGGGGAGAACAAGACCAGCCAGCCGGUCACCCUGACUGUGGAGAACGUAGGGGGUCCGGCCGAUCCCAUCGCCCCCACCAUCGUGGUCCCUCCCCGGAACACCAGCGUCAUCUCCGGCACCUCCGAGGUCACCAUGGAGUGUGUGGCCAACGCCAGGCCUCUGAUCAAGUUGAGUAUCAGCUGGAGGAAGGACGGCGUGCCGCUGAGGAGCGGCCUGAGCGACUUCAACCGCCGGCUGACCAUCCUCACCCCCCUGGUCAGUGACAGCGGCCACUACGAGUGUGAGGCCGUUCUCCGCAGCAGCAGCGUGCCGUCAGUCAGUGCAGGGGCCCACCUGCAUGUGCUGGAGCCCCCUCAGUUUGUGAAGGAGCCAGAGAAGCACAUCACCGCAGAGAUGGAGAAGGUGGUGGAUAUCCCCUGCCAGGCACGAGGUGUCCCUCCUCCAGAGAUUGUGUGGUAUAAGGAUGCGGUACCCAUCAGUCCGGUGAAGUACCCCCGCUACAGGGUGUUGGUUGGGGGCAGUCUCCAGGUGAACGGCCUCCUGCCCGACGACACGGGCAUGUUCCAGUGCUUCGCCCGCAACUCAGCGGGGGAGGUGCAGACCAACACCUACCUGGCCGUUACCAGCAUUGCCCCGAACAUCACAGCUGGUCCGUCCGACAGCACAGUGAUUGACGGCAUGUCUGUCAUCCUGCACUGUGAGACUUCAGGAGCCCCACGCCCCGCCAUCACCUGGCAGAAAGGUGAGCGUGUUCUUGCCUCUGGCUCGGUUCAGCUUCCUCGCUUCACACUGCUGGAGUCGGGGAGUCUCCUGAUAAGCCCCUCCCACAUCUCAGAUGCUGGCACCUACACCUGUAUGGCCAGCAACUCACGAGGCAUCGACGAGGCGUCCGCCGACCUCAUCGUCUGGGCCCGUACUCGUAUCACCAACCCCCCACAGAAUCAGAGCGUCAUCAAGGGCACGAAGGCCAUCAUGACUUGUGGAGUCACCCACGACCCCAGUGUCACCGUCAAGUUUGUGUGGGAGAAGGACGGCUCGGUCAUUAACGCCCAGUCCAUCCCCCGCAUGCGUCUGGAGGCUGAUGGGACACUGCACAUUUCCCAGACGUGGUCGGGGGACAUCGGCACCUACACCUGCAGGGUCACCUCCGUGGGGGGCAACGACUCUCACAGCGCACACCUGAGAGUCAGGCAGCUACCCCACGCCCCGGAGAACCUGUCUGCAGCCCUGAGCACGGCAGAGAAGCGAGCCAUCAACCUGACCUGGGCCAAGCCCUUCGAUGGCAACAGUCCCCUCCUCCACUACACACUGGAAGUGUCCGAAAACAACGCUCCGUGGACCAUCCUGCUGGCCAACAUUGAGCCCGAGUCGACCGGCGUGACGGUCAGCGGUCUCAUCCCAGCGCGCUCCUACCAGUUCCGCCUGUGUGCCGUCAACGACGUGGGGAAAGGCCAGUUCAGCAAGGAGACGGACCGAGUGUCUCUCCCGGAGGAACCCCCCAGUGCCCCCCCUCAGAAUGUGAUUGCCAGCGGCCGCACCAACCAGUCCAUCAUGAUCCAGUGGCAGCCGCCCCCCGAAAGCCACCAGAAUGGUAUCCUCCGCGGCUACAGCGUCCGGUACCGUCUGACCGGCAUGCCCGUGGACAUCCAGUACAAGAACAUCACCAACCCGGACGUGACCAACCUGCUGCUGGAGGACCUCAUCAUCUGGACCAACUACGAGAUCGAGGUGGCCGCCUACAACCGCGCCGGCCUGGGCGUCUACAGCCACAAGGUCACGGAGUGGACCCUGCAAGGAGUUCCCACCAUCGCUCCCGGUGAUGUGCGUGCCGAAGCGGUGAACUCCACGACUAUUCGCUUCACCUGGACCGCCCCCAACCCUCAGUUCAUCAACGGCAUCAACCAGGGCUACAAGCUGUUGGCAUGGUUACCGGGCCAGGAGGAUGAGGUGUCGCUGGUGACGGUGCGGCCCAACUUCCAGGACAGCGUGCACGUGGGCUACGUGACGGGCCUGAAGAAGUUCACCCACUACAUGACCUCCACCCUCUGCUUCACCACGCCGGGAGACGGACCCCGCAGCCCAGCCAGAGCGGCCAGGACACACGAGGACACUCCUGGUGCUGUUGGUCACCUCAGCUUCACUGAGAUCCUGGAUACCUCCCUUAAAGUCAGCUGGAGGGAACCGCACGAGAAGAACGGAAUCCUCACGGGGUACCGCAUCUCGUGGGAGGAGUACAACCGCACCAACACACGCGUGACUCACUACCUGCCCAACGUGACGCUGGAGUACCGUGUGACGGGGCUGACGGCCCUCACCACCUACACCAUAGAGGUCGCCGGCAUGACCUCCAAAGGUCAAGGACAGCUGUCCUCUUCCACCAUAUCCUCUGGAGUGCCACCAGAGCUGCCGGGGCCCCCCACCAACAUGGCCAUCUCCAACAUCGGACCCCGCUCCGUCACACUGCAGUUCAAGCCCGGCUACGACGGCAAGACCUCCAUCUCACGCUGGCAAGUGGAGGCCCAGAUUGGUGUGUUAGGUGAGAAUGAGGACUGGGUGACGGUGCACCAGCUGACCAAUGAGCCUGAUGCCCGCUCUAUGGAGGUGCCGGGCCUCAACCCCUACACCUUCUACAGGUUCCGCAUGCGCCAGGUGAACAUCGUGGGCACCAGCCCCCCCAGCCAGCCCUCCAGGAAGAUCCAGACCCUGCAGGCGCCCCCAGACAUCGCCCCCGCCAACGUCACCCUGCGCACGGCCAGCGAAACCAGCCUCUGGCUGCGAUGGGUGCCCCUGCCUGAGUGGGAGUAUAAUGGCAACCCUGAGCUGGUGGGGUACCGCGUGCAGUACUCCCGCCCCGGCUCCUCCUCCAGGCCCCUCAGCCACGUCAUCAGCGACCGGCUGGAGCGCGAGUUCACCAUCGAGGACCUGGAGGAGUGGACCGAGUACGAGGUGCGCGUGCAGGCCAUCAACGGCAUCGGCUCCGGGCCCUGGAGCCAGCCCGUCCGCGGCAGAACCAGGGAGUCCGUCCCAUCAUGUGGCCCCACCAAUGUGUCAGCCUUCGCCACCACCUCCAGCAGUAUCCUGGUGCGCUGGUUUGAAGUUCCCGAGCCCGACCGCAACGGCCUCAUCCUGGGAUACAAGGUUGUGUAUAAGGAGAAGGACUCAGACAGUCCCCUGCAGUUCUGGACCGUGGAGGGGAACACCACCCACAGUGUGCAGCUGACGGACCUGGGGAAGUACGUGCUCUAUGAGAUCCAGGUCCUGGCCUUCACCCGCAUCGGAGACGGCAUGCCCAGCUCCCCCCCCAUCCUGGAGCGCACCCUGGAUGAUGUGCCAGGCCCCCCUGUGGGCAUCCUGUUCCCAGAGGUGCGGACCAUCUCAGUGCGACUCAUCUGGCAGUCCCCGCUGCAGCCCAACGGCAUCAUCCUGGCCUAUCAGAUCACGUACCGGCUCAACUCUUCCAAUAGCAACGCGGCUACGGUGGACGUUCUAAACCCGAGCACGAGGCAGUACACCGUCACCAGCCUGCGGCCCGAGUCCGUUUACGUGUUCCGGAUCACCGCCCAGACCCGCAAGGGCUGGGGAGAGGCUGCCGAGGCGCUGGUGGUUACCACGGAGAAGAGAGCUCGUCCGCAGCCCACCAGCCGGCCCUUGGUCCCCCAGGAGCAGGUGCAGGCCCGCAGCGUGCUGUUGGCGUGGGAGCCGGGCAGCGACGGCCUGUCGCCGGUGCGUUACUACACCGUGCAGGUGCGCGAGCUGCCCGACAGCAACUGGACCGUCCACUCGGCCUCCGUCAACCACGACUCCAGCAGCUACGUGGUGGACCGACUGAAGCCCUUCACAUCGUACCAGUUCCGGGUGAAGGCCACCAAUGACAUCGGAGACAGCGAGUACAGCCAGGACAGUGAGGCCAUCACCACGCUGCAGGAUGCCCCAGAUGAAGCACCUGUCAUCCUCUCUGUUACCCCCCACACAACCACCUCAGUGCUGAUCCGCUGGCAGCCUCCUGCUGAGGAGAAGAUUAACGGGAUCCUGCUGGGCUUCCGUGUCCGUUACCGGGAGCUCCUCUACGACCGCCUCCGCAGCAUCGCCGUGGGAAACGUCAACAGCCUCUCGGCCAGCUGGGCGGACCUCACCUCCCCUUACAGCAUACGGAACCUGAGCGAGUCCUCCAUCACCCAGUAUGAGCUAGACAACCUGAGCAAACACAAGCGCUAUGAGAUCCGCGUGAGUGUGUACAACGCAGUGGGGGACGGUCCCACCAGCACACCCCAGGAGGUGUUUGUGGGAGAAGCAGUUCCGACAGCCCCGCCCCAGAACGUAGCCAUCCAAUCAGCAACAGCCACACAGCUGGACGUGACAUGGGACCCACCUCCCCUGGAUAAUCAGAAUGGAGAUAUCCAAGGCUAUAAGAUCUACUUCUGGGAGUACCAGAGGCAGAACGAGACGGAGAAGCUGCGGACGCUCUUCAUGCCCGAGGGAGGGGUGAAGCUCAAGAACCUGACGGGGUACACCACCUACAUGAUCAGUGUGGCUGCCUUCAACGCCGCCGGGGACGGGCCUCGCAGCGGGCCCACCAGGGGACGCACACAGCAGGCUGAUCCCUCCUGUGGUCACUCACUGUCUCCAUCCCUCUGCGGUCUCCUAGGCAACAGCUCCAACUGCAACGCCCUGACCCACGGGGAGAUGGUGCGUCUGGACGAGAGCCGCUUCCCCGCCCUGGAGCUCAACAACCGCCGCCUGUCCGUCAAAAACUCCUUCUGCCGCAAGAACGGCGUCUACACCAGGUCCCCGCCCCGGCCCAGCCCUGGGAGUCUGCACUACUCGGACGAGGACGUGAGCACCAAGUACAACGACCUCAUCCCAGCCGAGAGCAGCAGCCUCACGGAGAAGCCGUCAGAGAUCUCAGACUCACAGGGCAGUGACAGCGAGUAUGAGGUGGAGUCUAACCGGCAGAAGACCCACUCCUUCGUCAACCACUACAUCAGCGACCCCACCUACUACAACUCCUGGCGGCGCCAGCAGAAGGGCAUCUCCCGCGCCCAGGCCUACAGCUACGCCACCGAGUCCGACGCCGGCGAGCCCGAGCCCUGCGCCCAGCCGCCCCCUCUGCCCCCUCUGCCGCCCAUGCCCCCCCAGCUCAACUCCCCCCGGGGGGAAAUGCAGACGCCCACCCCGGGGCAGGGGCAACAAGGGCAGGGCCAGGUGCAGGGGCAGGUGGCAGGGCACGUGCAGGUGGAAGGGCAGGGGCAGGGGAGCCUGUUUAGGCCCAAGGGAAGUCGGACUCCCACCCCGUGCCAACAGAGCUCCAACCCGCCCAGCCAGCAUGGCUCCCUGUACCGGCCCCCGAGCAGCCUGGCACCCGGGUCCCGCACCCCCAUCGCCGGGUUCUCUUCCUUCGUCUGACCCGUUUGACCCCGAUCGAUCGACCGACCGAGCGAGCGAGCUAGCGAUCGAGCGAGCAACCUUGGCCCCUUCUUUGCCCGUCUUGUCCCUACAGGACAGAACGACGAUCAAAAAUGUUCAAAACGGAAGAAGAACUCAUACUUACUCUCUUUUUUUUGUCGUGUUUUUGUUUUUUCGGUCACAGCAGCAGGUUUGAUUUGAAACGCUUUUGUUUUUGCUAUUUGUCUCUCUAUGCAUUUCUAUCACUACUUUAGUGGCUUUUGGCUAAGACUCAAGAAGUGCUGACAGCUGGUUUACGUGUUUGUGAUGAGUUGCUUCUUCUUCUUCUUCUACUUCUUCUUCUGCUAUCUGAAGAGACAAUCAUGCGGACAUCGAAAGGACCGAUGGCCUUCUGGUUUUGUGUCUGUUUUUUGCAGCUUGAGCGAUGCAUGUAUUUCUUUUUUUCUUUUACCUAACUUUUGUCUCUUAUUCACUCACAGUAUACAAGGAUUCAACCCAAACGAAACAUCUCUUAAUCCAAAAUGUGGAACAAACUAAAAAAAAAAUAUAUAUAUAUAUAUAAAUAAA